GGGAGGAGCGAGGGGAGUGCGGGCCGCAGCCGCCCCCGCCCCCGCCCCGCGCCCGCGCCUCCCGCGCGCAACAGUUCCCCCAAAGUUGCGGCCGGGGAGGCGCGAAGCCGGCGGGGGACGCGGCCUUAGCCCGGCGCGCGCAGCCCCAGGCGGGCGGCGGCAUGGGCACUCGGCAGACCAAGGGCAGCCUGGCGGAGAGAGCCAGCCCGGGCGCGGCGCCCGGCCCCCGCCGCGAACGACCCGACUUCUGGGCGUCGCUGCUGCUGCGCGCCGGGGACAAGGCGGGGCGCGCGGGCAGUGGGCUACCCCCCUACCACCGGCGCGUCGGCAUGGUCCAGGAGCUGCUGCGGAUGGUGCGCCAGGGCCGGCGGGAGGAGGCGGGGACGCUGCUGCAGCACCUGCGCCAGGACCUGGGCAUGGAGUCAACCUCCCUGGAUGAUGUGCUGUAUCGCUACGCCAGCUUCCGGAACCUGGUGGACCCCAUCACACACGACCUCAUCAUCAGCCUGGCACGCUACAUCCACUGCCCCAAGCCGUUCCUCUCAACUCUAAUUGGCCUGCCCAGCUAUUGUUCCUGUUUAUCCAAUGAGAAGACCGAGAUUCACUGGGCUCUCUCUGCUUCUUCUGGAAACUGGCAAAAGUAUGUCCCAGAGCAUCCCAAAACGAUGUUGGGCGUGCCUCCGAUCCCAUCCUCUGACCUUCUUGUCCUUAAGUCCCCCGAGCUUCUCCGCAGGGACUACACAAAGAAAUCAGUUUUCCCGCAGGACUUGGAGGAGGAAGCGGCUCUGCUGAGGGACCUCACUGACACCCUGAAGGACCCCAGCAAGUUCCCCAAUGUCACAUGGAUUGACCUGGGCAACAAUGUGGACAUCUUCUCACUACCCCAGCCCUUCCUGCUCAGCCUAAGGAAGCGCUCUCCAAAACAGGGCCACCUACCAACCAUCCUAGAGCUGGGUGAGGGGCCAGGUACUGGGGAAGAAGCCAGGGAAGGUACUGGUCAGCAGGACCCUACAGGGAGUCCUGUGCCACCUGCCAGGGGCCAGGAGAGUAGAGAGUCUGUGAUUCAGACAUGACACGGAAAUAGGGGUCCUAACCAGGGAGUCCUCUUGGAUGGCCAAGACAGGCUAGGGGUCCCUCCAGACCAGAUUGUCUGGACAGCCCUACCCAGCUCUCACCAGGAUGAGAUCGGAAUACUUGUCCUCAGACCCAACUCCCAGUACUUGCUCAAGGGGCUCAGAUGUCUCCCGCUGUCCUCCUAGACCAGUGCAUCUGGACCAAAAAUUCUUUACUGGGCCCACUUACAAUUUACACAGGCACCUACUUCCCAAGGCCUUCUUGAAGGCAGUAUGUUUCAAAAUACCAAGUGUGGAAAAUCCAGUUUAAAAGCCACAGACCUUUUAUUGGCUGGCAAUCUUACUGUGUAGGGGCAGUACUGUGCCUAGCUCCCUUACCCACCAACCAGCACAACUUUUCCUACCAGCUGUUUCAGGCCCUUCUCCCAUAAUCUAGUCCCUGUAUUGGCUUCUCAAAAACACCCUUAAACAAUCCUAGUCCCUAACUCAAACCCAAGAGAACUGUUCUGAACUCAGUUGUGGGGAAACAGCCUUACAAGCCAGGAAAGCAAACUAGUUUACAGGAUCUGCACAAGAUGGCANCUUUGCAUGGUACUGCACAACCGCAGCCNGGACAGGAAUUGAGUGUGGGUGCCUUACAUGCUUUGGAAUCUUUGCCCAAGUCUUAGGUUGUACAAACAGCCUAGACUGACCAGAAGUUUACAGUGCUAAAGCUGGACCGUCU
Molecule: messenger RNA, 1797 nt
Organism: Mus pahari (shrew mouse)
Lineage: Eukaryota; Metazoa; Chordata; Mammalia; Rodentia; Muridae
Gene: Lrrc75a
Product: leucine rich repeat containing 75A
Exons: 5
Coding region: 162-1073 (303 amino acids)
Source: RefSeq, a predicted model, not a curated record